ACUAUGACACAAACUCUUUAAAGUCAUUACAUAAGGUGUUCUUAACAUGCCGUUACAAUUUCAUAUUUUAUGUUAGAUUCUAAACCUACCGUUAAAAUUGAAUGGUAUAUGCCAACCAACAUUUUUUAAUCCUUAAAUGACAUUUGGAGAAUGCAUUAUUCUGUUUAUUCAUACAAAUUGCUUCCUUGGCCUGGGUUCAUUGAAGACGGUUUUCUGUCUAGGAUUACUUGUAUUCUGUAUAUUCUGUACUUUAUGUUAGCCGGAGGCAUUACAUUUAGGGUUAGGGCAGCAUUACCCUUUCCAAGUUCAUGUGAACAUUAUGAUUGAAGUGGCCUUCAUUAUCCACUUGGGGGCGCUAGGCCUCUGUCAUCAAUCAUUAGACAUUUAUGUCCUGGGUUUUCUCUGGAGAAGGCUGUUAAAACUGUACGUCCAUUACUCCUAGUCAUUUGUAUGUUAUCUAAAUAAGUAUGUACCUGUGUAUGGAUUUCAGACCUCGAGGCUUCUCCCAGUGCAUUAUUGGAUAAUUGAUCAUAAGCGAUGAAUUCAUGGAGGUAUCUAUUUGUGACUCACCGAAGCUGCGUUUCAUAAAAAAACUCCCAAACAGCCCCUGGUUGAUGUGUGACAGAAAUAUCCAGGACGACAGUGGGUGUGAAGGUACAGAGUUAGUCUGCCUGGUACCUGUCUUGGAGAGGGACUUUCAGGACCGCUGGAGCGCAGACCUGGACCGAUGACCCGGGAAGUGAAGUCUACAGACAGAGACCUGACAUCCAUCCCGACUGAUGGGUCUCCCGUCAACAUGUGCUCUGAAUGUUACAUCAACCAGACAUUUGUCAACGAUGAUGGGACAACAAACGAUCACAAAACAAGCUCCACCCCGGUUUCUCCCCAGUGCGACCCCUUCAAAAGCGGGAUCAUCUUGGACACCUCCACCCUGGAGAGCCAGGUGCCCCCCCUAGCACCCCGCUUCCGCUUCAGGGACUUUCUUCUUGGAGACCAGGGCUUCCAGAACAACGACAGGGUCCAGGUAGAGUUCUACGUGAAUGAAAACACCUUCAAGGAGCGCCUGAAGCGGUUCUUCAUUAAGAACCAGAGAUCCAGCCUGAGGAUCCGUGUGUUAAACUUCUCCCUGAAGCUGCUCACCUGCCUGCUGUACAUCAUCCGAGUGAUGACUGACAUGCCCAUCCAGGGGCCCAGCUCUGGCCAUAGCCCAGGACAACCCGUAUCUACCAAAUGCACGGACUGCCCGCGGAACAGCUCCGCAUCGGACAUCAACUGGGAACUCAUCUUCUGGGUGGAUCGCAAGUUUCCCGUUUGGGCCAUACAGGUGAUCGUGGCCAUCAUCAGUUUCCUGGAGGCGAUGCUUCUGAUGUACCUGAGCUACAAGGGCAACAUUUGGGAGCAGAUCUUCCAUGUGUCGUUCCUCCUAGAGAUAAUCAACACGGUUCCCUUCAUCAUAACGAUUUUCUGGCCUCCGAUAAGAAACGUUUUUAUACCUGUUUUCCUCAACUGUUGGCUGGCCAAGUGCGCUCUAGAAAAUAUGAUAAAUGACGUCCACAGAGCCAUUCAGAGGACCAACUCAGCCAUGUUCAACCAGGUCCUCAUCCUCAUCUGUACCCUGCUGUGUCUGGUGUUCACUGGAACAUGUGGGAUUCAACACUUGGAGCGAGCAGGGAAGAACCUGUCUCUGUUCAACGCCUUCUACUUCUGCAUCGUCACCUUCUCUACGGUGGGCUUCGGGGACGUCACCCCCCGCAUCUGGCCCUCCCAGCUGCUGGUGGUCAUCAUGAUCUGUGUGGCGCUGGUGGUGCUGCCUCUGCAGUUUGAGGAGCUGAUCUACCUGUGGAUGGAGAGACAGAAGUCAGGCGGGAACUACAGCCGCCACCGAGCCCAGACGGAGAAGCACGUGGUGCUGUGUGUCAGCGUGCUGAAGGUGGACCUGCUCAUGGACUUCCUCAAUGAGUUCUACGCCCACCCAAGGCUGCAGGAUCACUAUGUGGUGAUCCUGUGUCCCGGUGAGAUGGACGGCCAGGUGGGCCGGGUGCUGCAGAUCCCUCUUUGGUCCCAGAGGGUCAUCUACCUGCAGGGCUCUGUUCUGAAGGACCAGGACCUCAUGAGAGCCAAGAUGGAUGAUGCUGAGGCCUGUUUUAUUCUGAGCAGUCGCAAUGACGUGGACCGCAUGGCUGCAGAUCAUCAAACGAUCCUGAGAGCGUGGGCGGUGAAGGACUUUGCCCCCAGCUGCCCUCUCUACGUUCAGAUACUCAAACCAGAAAAUAAAUUCCAUGUCAAGUUUGCAGACCACGUGGUGUGCGAAGAGGAGUUUAAAUACGCCAUGUUUGCUCUGAACUGCGUGUGUCCUGCCACCUCCACCCUGGUCACCCUGCUGGUGCAUACGUCCCGGGGCCAAGAGGGCCACCAGUCUCCAGAACCCUGGCAGAGGAUGUACGGCUGUUGCUCUGGCAACGAGGUCUACCACAUACGACUGUGCGACAGCAAGUUCUUCAGAGAGUACGAGGGGAAGAGCUUCACCUACGCCUCGUUCCACGCCCAUAAGAAGUACGGAGUGUGUCUAAUCGGCAUAAAGAGGGAGGAGAACAAAAGCAUCCUGCUGAACCCGGGGCCGCGCCACAUCAUGGCCGCCAACAACACCUGCUACUACAUCAACAUCACCAAGGAGGAGAACUCCGCCUUCAGCCUCACCCAGGAGGAGAGGAAGGGCCGAACGGCCAGGGGACUCUACGACGGACCCUCACAGCUGCCCGUGCACAGCAUCCUGGCCAGCAUGGGUACUGUUGCAAUCGACCUGCAGACCACCAGCCCCCCCGACCCGUCCACCAGUAGCCCGGCCCCCCUCACGGUGAACGGAGCCGGGGGCCGGCGGCCCAGCAUCGCAACCGUCCUGGAGAUCGCAGACUCCGCCGCCAUCCUACCAUGUGACCUCCUGUCCGACCAGUCAGAAGACGACUCCAGCUACUCUGAGGAGAAAGGCCCCCGUUUGACUGAGUAUGUGAAAGGUUACCCCCCUAAUUCUCCCUACAUCGGCAGCUCCCCGACUCUGUGCCAUCUGCUGGCUGACAAGGCCUCCUUCUGCUGCCUGCAGCUGGACCAGGGUUGCGGGCACAACGCCUUUGAAGAUGCAAAGGCGUAUGGUUUUGAAAACAAGGUCAUUAUAGUUUCGGCCGAGACGGCGGGCAACGGCCUGUAUAACUUCAUAGUGCCCCUCAGGGCGUACUACCGGCCCCGCAGGGAGCUCCACCCCAUCGUACUGCUGCUGGACAAUCCUCCAGAAAAACAUUUCCUGGAGGCCAUCUGCAGUUUCCCUAUGGUGUAUUAUAUGGCUGGGACCAUAGACAAUCUGGACAGCCUGCUGCAGUGUGGGAUCCUGUACGCUGAUAACCUGGUGGUGGUGGACAAGGAGAGCACCAUGAGCGCUGAGGAGGACUACAUGGCCGACGCCAAGACCAUCGUCAACGUGCAGACCAUGUUCAGGUUGUUCCCCAGUCUGAGCAUCAUCACAGAACUCACACACCCCUCCAACAUGAGGUUCAUGCAGUUCAGAGCCAAGGACUGCUACUCCCUGGCCCUCUCCAAGCUGGAGAAGAAGGAGCGCGACCGAGGCUCCAACCUGGCCUUCAUGUUCCGCCUGCCCUUCGCAGCGGGCCGGGUGUUCAGCAUCAGCAUGUUGGACACCUUGCUGUACCAGUCUUUUGUGAAGGACUACAUGAUCCUCAUUGCCAGGCUGCUUCUCGGUCUGGACACCACUCCGGGAUCAGGGUAUCUUUGUGCUAUGAAGAUCUCUGAGGAGGAUCUGUGGAUCAGGACGUAUGGGAGACUUUUCCAGAAGCUCUGCUCCUCCAGCGCUGAGAUCCCGAUUGGGAUUUACAGGACGGAAUACCACAUGUUCUCUCCCCCGGAGUCCCAUACGUCAGCGAAGCUGAACCCCCAGGGGGAGGAGCCCAUGGAGAAGGGUGGGGAGGAGUGCCGUGGUGCCGACCGCCCGGAACCCCUGCGGAGGAAGAAGAGCAUGCAGUGGGCCCGUCGGCUGAGCAAGAGGAGCCCGCGCUGGCCCUCGGGGCCCCCGGGGGCCCGGCUGGCCCCAGACUGCGGCCACCGCAUGGCCCAACAGCGGUUCACCUUCUACCGCCGCUCUGAACGCGAGGAGCUUUCCCAGCUGGUCCGCAACCGCAUGAAGCACCUGGGCCUGCCCACCUCGGAGUAUGAUGACGUGGCUCAUUUGACAGGCAGUGAUGUCAUGAACAGAGUCAACUUGGGCCACUUACAAGGCGAGCUGCGUGACCAGCAGAACACUCUGUCCUAUGUUCUGAUAAACCCCGCCCCCGACACCCGGCUGGAGAUCAAUGACAUUGUGUACCUGAUCCGGCCUGACCCCCUGGCCCAUGUUCCUGAUGAACCCUCCGUCAAGAGCAGCAGUCUCAAGGAGACAUAUGAGUCCAGCAUAGACGCUGCAGAAGACCUUCAGCUCUGAGGCCUUCAGCCCUGAGACCUUCAGCUCUGAGGCCUUCAGCCCUGAGACCUUCAGCUCUGAGGCCUUCAGCUCUGAGGCCUUCAGCCCUGAGGCCUUCAGCUCUGAGGCCUUCAGCCCUGAGGCCUUCAGCUCUGAGGCCAUCAGCUCUGAGACCUUCAGCUCUGAGGCCUUCAGCUCUGAGGCCUUCAGCCCUGAGACCUUCAGCUCUGAGACCUUCAGUUCUGAGACCUUCAGCUCUGAGGCCUUCAGCCCUGAGGCCUUCAGCUCUGAGGCCAUCAGCUCUGAUACUGUUUAACGUGUCUCUGCUGUCCAUCUCUGAUGGACAGCAUUGUCUGUUUGGUUUUCAGUGUUUCAAGCGUUGACCUGGAGGUAAACCGUGAUCUUUGUGGAGAGUUACUGAAGAUGUCUGAUGGUUCAAAUUAUAUGACAAAAAUUACCUCAAUAUCUGCAGUCUACCUGUAGGCAUCCCUCAUAAAGUAUUUGAACCCCUACCUGCUCAUUAAUGACAUGAAUCUGGAUUCACUUCAUGUCUCUUUGGAUAAAAGUGUCUGCUAAGUAACUAAAUAUGAAAAAGUUAGCAGCAUUGAUUGCUCAGGUCCAUAAUCUAUAUCCUAUUUUAUAUUUUACUGAGAUGGAAAACAUGUCUGAUUGAUAAGCAAAUAAAAAACAAAGAAUAAUCAGUAUCACAGAAGAACAGGAUAGUUGAUAUGCCUCCAGCCCCAACCCAGAAUUUACGUAUGACCAUGACCAUGAAGUUAGAUCUCCUAUCAACAAUUUAUGUUGAGAAGAGCUGAAACUCUUUUUAGAAAGAAUAAGGCAGGUAGACUCCUUGCUCACUAAGCUCUGCCAGGCUGUACCAGGUAUACAUUCUCCCCAGGAUAAGAUCACGCAUGGAUAUGAACAUGUUUUAAAGGUCUGAGGUCUCCCCAGAUUUUUUGGUUGGGAUAUCGAGAGAAACAAGAAGCUAUCAAAUGACAUAAAUGCGGUAAAUCACCUGGCCCCAAUGGCUGUAUAGUUUAAUUUUACAAACUAUUCUCUGCUUCUUUCUCUGCAAUUCUUAGAUAUGUUGAAGGAAAGGAACCCUUCUGGAUCAGAAGCCCACGUUUCGCUUUUAUUAAAACGAGAUAAGGAUCCUCUUUCAUGUUGCAGUUAAAGGCUCAUCUCACAUUCAUCUCAUCUCACACUCAAAAUGUAGGCUUCAAAACCCUUUCGCAGGUUCUAUCCCAGUGCCACUCAGUUCUGUCCAUCUUCACAGCCCUGACCAGACCAGAUUUAUGCUUAUGAGGCCCUAAUUUCCCAAUCCCCAAAGACUUCUUAAUACUUCUAAUUCUCCAGCCAUCCCAAGGUUGUUCAGACACUACAUACCGACAAAGCCUUUGACUGAGACGUAUGGCGAAACCUGUUUUGUUUUGGAGAAUGUGGUUUUAGUUCUGGCUUCAUCUCUUGGAUAAUGCAGAAUCCAGGAUUCUAGAGGAUCCUGUUGCUUCUGUUACCACUGAAGGGGAAGUGAUGGUUACCCGGCCACAAUUAGCCGUCACACCUCCUUUUGUGAAAGCCAUUGAGACACUUGCCAUAUGGCCUUGUGGGAAGGAGAAAUUCUAGGUAAUUUCAAGGGUUUGGACAAUCCAUAAGAUGUACUUUAAUGCUGAUGACCUACCUGUAUCCAUCUUGUGAAGAUGAUAAUCCGUCCCAAAUCCCUUUGUAUAUUUCAGCACAUCCCAAUGCUUAUUAAGAAUGCCCUCUUUGCUAAAUUUGACUCAACAUCAAGUAUGUUAUUUUGGUGUAACAAACGCCCUUGUAUCGAACACAUGGGGCUGACUGGCCUUGCUGAAUUGUAUUGUCUGUUACUGGGCCUGUAAUGUUGGGAAGCUCCUUCAGAUGCAUCAUGGAGAAUAGCAGGGGGUGCGUUGUGACCUGGGGGGUGGAGGGAAGGGACAGGAGGGAACUCCUUCUCAAACAUGCAGUAGAUCUCAUUGAGCUCAUUGGCGAGGGGAGGCUGUCGGGCAUCUGUGGGUACUUAAGUCUGUAAUUGGUGAUCUUUUUGAGGCCUUUCCACACGGAGGAGGGAUUCUCUUCCGAUAGCUGCUGCUGCAGUCAGCGAUGUUUCGCCUCCUUCACCGCUUUGGUGAACCUGUACUUGGCCUGCCUGAACAGGCCACCGUCCCCGCCGCGCCUUGCUGCCUCCUUCUCCCACCUCAGCCGCUUCGUUGGGGGGAGAACCAGGGCUUGUCAUUGUUGUAAGACUUCCUGGAGUGGAGGGGGACACACACCUCCUCGUAGAAGCCGAUGAACGAUGACAGAGUAUCUGUGUAUUAGUCAAAGUGUUUUCCCGCCUCGGGCCCUUCUCCCAGGCUUUGCUGGACCACACUCUGAACCGACUCACUACAGGUUUAGAGAGUUUCAAUCUCUGCCUGUUGCGGGGGAUCAGGUGAAUGAGAUCGUGGUCACUGUUGCCCAGCGCAGCUACGUAAGCAUCGUGAAAUCAUUGCAGCCCGACACAGAGUAGCCUGCUAAAAAAUCCAAUGAAAAAGAAGAACGCAACACAUUAAACAAAGAGCAAAAUGUCCAAGAAGGACGGCAAACUUUUGCGCAACAUUUUCUUAAAUAAACUAAGCUCUCGUUGUUGUCCAGAAAUAACCUGCGGGUACUAUAUUUGUAUAUUAUUGUAUAUCCCCCUGUCUUCUGUCGACAAAUCAAUGGACGGCGUGUGUAGCUCCAACUUAUCGGCAUCUUUUCAGACAGCUUGGUACCCCAACGGAGGAGUACCGAAAAAUAGGUACGGUUAGGUGCGGCUCAGUGCGCUUUUUACUGGACCCCGCACACUUUUGGCGGUGGAAACGUGAACCGUACCGCACCUAACCGUACCGCACCGCUCGGUGGAAACGCACCACUAUAAAAUAUCCUGGCCUCAGACCUGUGACCAUGCUCUCUGAACUCUUCUAAAUUAAAACAUUAUUCCUUCUCAAUAAUAUGCCCUCUUUAUUGUACCUGUGUUAAAUAAUCAUGUAUUUUGUCAAUCCUGCUCUGAGGCAGCCUUUCGCACGUCAUAACAAAGGCAUAGUUUCCAUCAACACACUUUAAAGUGAAGGGAUCUUCCCAGAUUUUGCAGAACUCUGUGGUUUUACUUCUUCCAGACUAGACAUUUCAUUCAAAGGCAGUACCCUCACUUUCCUAUUCACCCCCUGAAAUCCUCUCAAUCCUUUCACACUUCCUUCUCUCUCAGCCCUGAUCAAAAGAAAAUUGUGUUGUCCAUCAAUCUGUUAGCUCCAUGGACAUGGUCCCAUUCCAUGCUAAAGAUGCCUGUGAUGCCUGUGAGGGGUUAUUGGGGAUAACUGUCUCGGAAGAUCAGUGGGACCACAUCUUACAGAUGGUUAACUCCUCUAUUUGUGCAAUGCGAGGUAUUGUUCAAACACCAUUAAACAAAUGCCAAACUAACGAAAAUGUAUCCCAAUGUUUGUGAUGCCUGUAACAGACCCAGGUGGUCACCUCUCAAUCAUGUUCUGAUACACACAUGUUCUGGUGCUGUCCAAGGUUAUCCAAAUGUUGGAGCUCACACAGAGCUCCACCCAGAGCACCAU
This is a messenger RNA of Gadus macrocephalus (Pacific cod), 8061 nucleotides long. RefSeq names its product potassium sodium-activated channel subfamily T member 1a (gene kcnt1a). Gene Ontology annotation, molecular function: intracellular sodium-activated potassium channel activity. Gene Ontology annotation, biological process: potassium ion transport. The record is from RefSeq and is a predicted model, not a curated record. NCBI's taxonomy places the organism in Eukaryota, Metazoa, Chordata, Actinopteri, Gadiformes, Gadidae. The transcript has 32 exons. Gene Ontology annotation, cellular component: membrane. Bases 728 to 4483 code for a protein of 1251 amino acids.